CUCCUCGCGUCUACGUCGCUUUCCCGCCUGUCCUUUUAUGGUAUGGGGAUACCCGCCGUCACCACCGGAUGCUGCCCAUGUUUGGGCAGCUGCGAAGCGCGCGGCGGGGGGAAUCCCUCGCGCCGGCGCCGACCAAUAAGGCCGGGACGGGAGUUACCUAGGAGACGGAGAGUAUAAAAGCGCGCGGCGAGCGGAGGGAGCCCAGCAUCUUCAGCCUCAUCACCGAGCGGACUAACGGGACUCACCGAGCGGCUCCGGUAACGGAUUAACGACCGAGCAGGAUAUUUAUUUGAAACCCAGGCACGAGGGGAACCCCCGACACCGGCACGAGCCGCUUAAACCAGUUUCUCUCGCACACGAACCGCAACAGUUCACGCAAUGCUUCUGGAGCGCGAGGACAGCUUCAUGUCGGAGUUUGAAGACGCGUGCAGCGCCUGGGUGGACAGCGUGGGCUCGAGCCCCAGCGACGGGGCCGAGUCUGACGUGGGCUCACCUUUCUGUCAAGUUUUCUCUCCGGGAACUGACGCCUCUGACUCAGAUUUCUUCUCCGACUUCAGUGACUGCUCCUCGGACACGCUCUCUCCCUCCCUCGGUUACAGCGGCAGCUUCUUCGCGGAGCCGGAGCCGUCUCCUCCUCCUCCUCCUCCUGCUCCUGCGGCGGCGGGACUGAGCAGCACCGCGGACGCCAUCCUCAACAUGAUCACGGAGAUCGUCGGGAUCUGCACCGAGAUGGAGCAGCAGGGCGACGCCGGCUCUCUCCGCGAGGCCAGCCCGUCCUCCGCGGCCGCAGCCUCCCCCUCGCCCCCGCUCUUCGCUCCAUCCCCCUGCGUGGCUCCCAGCCCGGACAUGAGCGUCCCUGCUCCGGCUGCAGCUCCGCAGCUUCCCCCCUCCUCCGCCUCUCAGCCAGUGGUGGUCAAGAGCGAGUUCGUGACCUCCAGCUGCAGCAGCGGCUGUGGACAGUCUCCCAUGACCGGGAACGAUGCUCUGUUCCCGGGCAGCGCCGACUCUCUGCUCCCGCUCUCUGCUCUGGAGCAACAGGUGGAUGUGGCUGAUUUCAUCGACUCUCUGCUGAGCUGCGAGGCCGGACAGGGCGAGCUGAAGCCCGGCUGUGAGGUGAAGCAGGAGCCGCUGGGUCUGGAGGACUGGCUGAAGAGUUUAGCGGCGGCUCCGGUUACCGGGGGAGACUCCGGCAGCUACGUCAUCAGCCGGCCGGUCAUCAAGACGGAGCUCGUGCAGAGCGGGAGCGACCUCCAUUUCUCCCCCGCACCCCUCCCCUCCACCCUGGACGCUCACCUGCUCUCCUCCCUCCUGCAGGGCGCGUUCCCGAUAGUCAACAUCAGCAACGUGCACGCGGCCGGAGCCCCCAAACUGUCACGCGGGGGCAGGAGAGCUCCCGCCAAGAGCGGGCUGAAAGUGAAACCUUUCCCCUGCUCCGUGCAGGGGUGCGAGCGCCGCUUCUCGCGCUCGGACGAACUCAACAGGCACGUGCGCAUCCACACGGGGCAGAAGCCGUUCCAGUGCACCAUCUGCGCGCGCAGCUUCAGCCGCAGCGACCACCUGACCACGCACACGCGCACGCACACCGGAGAGAAGCCCUUCUCGUGUGAUGUGUGCGGCAAGAGGUUCGCGCGCAGCGACGAGAGGAAGAGGCACGGGCGCGUGCAUGUGAAGCAGCAGCUGCGCGCGCAGAUGAUGGCCGCCUACUCCCUGGCCCUGAACGCGCCUGGCGUCUAAACAGCAGCUGAUCUGGCCGGUGAGGCUGCCGCGGAGAUUUGAACCGUCAACCGGAGAGCGUCAGCGUGACGUUUCCAUGUGACGUCACAUUGAAGGCGAUUUUAGCUGAAGCCCCGCGAGGAGGAAGUGAAAGGUGUUUGCAGGUGUUCAGAGGACUCUAGUCCGGGUCUGAGGGUGCACGUGGACAUGAGGGUCCACGUGCAGGAGAACAGCUGAUGGAGAACAGCUGAGGAGGAUUUAAAGACUUCCUGCCCAGGGUCCAGGUUUGACCCUGGACCAGGUCUACCUCCGGAUCAUCACGGUGCUCUGAACUCUAACAGGCUGUUUCCUAAAGAAGCGUCUUGCUCGUGACUCUGAAUGUUUGGCGGGACUUUAAAGGAGCAGUCCGUCAAACAGAAACAAAGUUUUACUGUAAAAUAAAAAUCUGCAUGAGGACGUGAAGAAACUGUGACGUCAGAAUGUGGUGUUUGAUUGUUUCUAACAGGAGCUCUAUGUUUGUAUCACAUCUCUAUUUUUAUAGUUUGUCUACCUCCGUGUUUUACAGUGUAGAGUCACAACGUGCAGCGAUGUCACUUUUCUAUCGAUGAUUGUAAAUCCUCUGAGGACACUGAAUGUCCAGGUGUGUCCAGGUGUGUUCAGACACCUGCUCAGUGUGAGCUGAGCUCUCAGUAGCACACGUGGCUGUGCAGGUUUUACUGUUCCCUCGUUCUGCAUGGAGGCUGCUGCUGUCAAUAAACAAACAAACAAACAAACAACCAGAGAGUCCAGACUGGUUCUUCACCUUCAUCACCUCCAUCAUCAUCAUCACCUUCAUCAUCAUCACCAUCUUCAUCAUAAGCCAACAGAACCUGAGGGACUGGUUCUUCACCUUCAUCUUCAUCAGUUCAGCACAGCACUGAAUCACAACAGAAGUCGUCACAGGACGCUGCUCGUACAGAGACAAAUCCACCAUGAACAGAGAGGAAGAACCUGGACCAGACCCAGACUCAGGGUGGGCGGCCAUCUUCUCUGUAGAGAUGUAAAGUGUUAUCAGUAAAAACAGAAGUAGAACCAAUAACAUGUGAUAACAGCAGGUGCUGAGCAGGAUCAUAUUUAUAGGAUGUGAAUAUGUACAGAGAGAGAGAGGAGCUCAGUGCAUCAUGGGAACCCCCCCCUCCCGGCAGUCUAGGCCUAUAGCAGCAGAACUAGGUUCAGGUUCAGGUCUGAUCUGGCUCGGACUGUCAGCUUUAUCAAAGAGGAAAGUUUGAAGCCGACUCUUAAAGGUACAGAGGCUGUUUCUGCCUCCUGGACUGAAACUGGGAGAAGGUUCCACAGUAGAGGAGCCUGAGAACUGAAGGAACCACCUUCACCUUCAUCUUCAUCUUCAUCGUGAGAAA
This is a messenger RNA of Lates calcarifer (barramundi perch), 3110 nucleotides long. Its product is annotated as early growth response protein 4. Gene Ontology annotation, molecular function: RNA polymerase II cis-regulatory region sequence-specific DNA binding; DNA-binding transcription factor activity, RNA polymerase II-specific. The record is from RefSeq and is a predicted model, not a curated record. Gene Ontology annotation, biological process: regulation of transcription by RNA polymerase II. Lineage: Eukaryota; Metazoa; Chordata; Actinopteri; Centropomidae. The transcript is spliced from 2 exons. The coding region runs from base 379 to 1734 and encodes 451 amino acids.